Molecule: messenger RNA, 1419 nt
Organism: Neoarthrinium moseri
Lineage: Eukaryota; Fungi; Ascomycota; Sordariomycetes; Amphisphaeriales; Apiosporaceae
Exons: 4
Coding region: 1-1419 (472 amino acids)
Biological process (GO): pyrimidine nucleotide-sugar transmembrane transport
Cellular component (GO): Golgi membrane
Molecular function (GO): UDP-galactose transmembrane transporter activity
Source: RefSeq, a predicted model, not a curated record
AUGGCGCUUCUGGACCUCCCGCCGGGCAAGGCGACCUCGCCGACGCUGCUCGGCAUGCCCAUGAAGCAAGUUUCGCUCAUCACGUUAACCUUCCAGAACUCCGCGCUCAUACUACUGAUGCACUACUCGCGAAUGAUGCCACCGAGUGGCGACCACCGAUACUUUACGUCGACGGCCGUGUUCUUGACCGAGGUCAUCAAGCUGGCGAUAUCUCUCACUUUUGCCAUCUACGAGGUUUCGAGGAGCCUGGCACCGUCCACGCCCGCGACAGUCUUGUUCGGGCAGAUUUACAAUGCAGUAUUCUCUGGGGAUGGCUGGAAGCUGGCCAUACCAGCAGCAUUAUACACACUGCAAAACACGCUGCAGUAUGUAGGAAUCUCAAACUUGGACCCGAUACAUUUCCAGAUCCUGUAUCAGCUCAAGAUUCUCACUACUGCACUGUUUACUGUCACAAUGUUGGGCCGAUCGCUCUCGCCGAAACGCUGGAUCUCGCUCCUGAUCCUCACCCUAGGCGUGUCGAUUGUUUCCAUUCCGUCCUCGAACGCCAAAGACGGCUCAUUUCUAAUUCAUGACAUGACCGACCAUUUCUUCCCCCGAUCGGUCCAUGAGUUGGGACAGAUGGCCAACGGGAUGGGCGAUGUGGCCAGGGAGCUCACCAAGCGCACCAUGGAUGGUCUGUCUGACGUAGGCGAGGCGCUGACAAAGCGCUCUGCGACCUACGAAGGAAUUGAAGAGGAUCAGAACCUUGCGCCCAUCAUGAACUAUUCCAUUGGUCUCACAGCCGUUCUGGUCGCAGCUGCAGUCUCCGGCCUCACGGGUGUGUAUUUCGAGAAGGUCUUGAAGGACCCUGCAUCAGCUGCUUCAGUAUGGAUUCGCAACAUCCAGCUGUCGUUCUAUUCUCUCUUUCCCGCCCUUUUCAUCGGCAUUUUCUUCAAGGACGGCCAGGAGAUUGCCAAGCAUGGCUUCUUCGAUGGCUAUAACUGGGUUGUCUGGACUUUGAUUUUGCUGCAGGCCUUUGGCGGCGUCCUGGCUUCGCUAUGCAUCAACUACGCCGACAACAUUGCCAAGAACUUUGCAACAAGCAUCAGCAUUAUCAUCAGUUUCCUGUUCAGCGUUUACUUCUUCAAUGUUCAGGUCUCAAUUCUCUUCCUGAUCGGCACCACGCUCGUCAUGGUCUCGACCUAUCUGUAUACUGGCCCAGAUAGGAAGCGCGGUCGCCCCCCUCCGAUCAACAUUGUCAGCUACGAGAAGACUACGAUUGACCCCAUGCACACGCCUAGAGGAUCGACCGACAGGCUCGCGGUGCCGAACCCGCUGGACUCGGCGCAGGGCUUGGGCUUGUCGACUUCGCGACCGGCAUCGCCGUUGCGACAUCAUAUUCGGCAACCAUCUACCCGAGACAAGAACCGGGAUGAGUGA